Messenger RNA from Labeo rohita (rohu), 2398 nucleotides. RefSeq names its product NLR family CARD domain-containing protein 3. The transcript has 7 exons. NCBI's taxonomy places the organism in Eukaryota, Metazoa, Chordata, Actinopteri, Cypriniformes, Cyprinidae. The coding region runs from base 590 to 2398 and encodes 602 amino acids. The record is from RefSeq and is a predicted model, not a curated record.
UGUAGGGGGAGCAAGUGAUGAGGAAGUUGACAGAGAGACGUAAGUUUGAUAUGUUACAGAGAGCUGCUUUUAAUUAUUCAGGUGACGCAUGAAAGUGAACAGCAGGAUUACAGCAGGAUCUGUUUUGUCAUAUGAGGAAGUAAACUACAUUAAGAGAGUAAAAACACAGUCAUUGCUGUGGACUGACUGAUGAGACAGAGGUGGAUUUGAGAAAAAAUAAUUGCUGUGAUGAUUCAUAACUCACUCUGUGGACCAACAUCUGUUGUUUUUUUUUUUUUUUUCUCUGAAGAACAUGAAACAAAAUAAAAAUAAAGACAGUCAAGUGUCAGAUUCAGAGGGGGAAUCAGAUUUACCUGGUAGAAUGAAUCUCCUGAACCCAGCUGUGUGUUCAUGAAGAGUGACGUGUCAAUGUUCUGGUCAACCAAUUGGAUUCAGUUUGGGAGACACAGCUUCUGCUGAUCUGAGCUACAGUCAAAAACAUAAAGGAUCAGAAUCACAUACAUCAAAGAAGAACUUAGACUCCAUUUUCAAGAUAAUUUCUAGGCCACUUUAAAGCAGUGUGAAGAUCACACUGAUCAUCCUGAGGAAGAUGAACCAGGCAGACCUCGCUAACACACUACAGACCAAAAUGAUGCCUGUGUAUCAACAAAAACUCAAAUCCAGACUACAGGACAAAUAUCAGAGAAUCAGUGAAGGAAUGUCCAAUCAUGGAGACUCAACAUGUCUGAAUGAGAUCUACACAGAGCUCUACAUCACAGAGGGAGGGAGUGGAGAGAUCAAUAAUGAACAUGAAGUGAGACAGAUUGAGACAGUGUCCAGGAGACCAGAGACACAGGAAACACCAAUCAACUGCAAUGACAUAUUUAAACCCUCACCUGGACAAGACAAACCCAUCAGGACUGUGCUGACUAAAGGAGUCGCUGGAAUUGGAAAAACAGUCUCUGUGCAGAAGUUUAUCCUGGACUGGGCUGAAGGAAAAGCCAAUCAGGAUGUUCAUUUCAUAUUUCCACUUCCUUUCAGGGAGCUGAAUUUGAUACAGAAAAAUCUUAGUCUUGUGGAUCUUCUAAAUCACCUUCACACUGAAACCACACUGAAAGAAUUUAAGUCAGCAGAUUAUGAUGAUUACAAAGUCAUGUUCAUAUUUGAUGGUCUGGAUGAGUGUCGACUACGUCUAGAUUUCCAAAACAAUCGGAGCUUGUCUGAUGUAAAAGAAUCAGCCUCAGUGGAUGUGCUGCUGACCAACCUCAUCAAGGGGAAUCUACUUCCUUCUGCUCUCCUCUGGAUCACCUCUCGACCAGCAGCAGCCAAUCAGAUCCCUCCUGAGUGUGUCGACCAGGUUACAGAGGUACAAGGAUUCAACAACCCUCAGAUUUAUGAAUAUUUCAGAAAGAGAAUAAAUGAUCAGAGUCUGGCUGAUAAAGUCUUCACACACAUCCGAUCAUCAAGAAGUCUGUUCAUCAUGUGUCACAUACCAGUCUUCUGCUGGAUUUCAGCCACUGUUCUAGAGAGGAUGAUGGGUAAAGCAGAGACUGCAGAGAUUCCCAAGACUCUCACACAAAUGUGCACACACUUCCUGAUCUUUCAGACCAAAUUGAAGACACAGAAGUAUGAUGGAAAAUAUGAAAUCGAUCCUGAUCAGGCUAGAAAGACUAUUCUGUCUCUAGGAAAACUGGCUUUUGAACAGCUGGAAAAAGGGAACCUGAUCUUCUAUGAGCAGGACCUGAAGGAGAGUGGCAUUGAUGUUGGAGAAAUGUCAGUGUACUCAGGAGUUUGUACCCAGAUCUUCAGACAGGAGUUUGGACUGCAGCAGGGGAAGGUGUACAGCUUUGUUCAUCUGAGUAUUCAGGAGUUUCUGGCUGCUUUAUUCAAGCUGCUGUCCAUUUCUGAACAAAACACAGGACAGCUGAAUGAGUUCAGGUCACCAGUGACCAGUUUACUGAAGGGAGAAGUGGACAAGGCCUUACAGAGUGAGAACGGACAAUGGGACCUUUACCUCCAGUUCCUUCUCGGUCUCUCACUAGAGUCUAAUCAGACUCUCUUACAAGGCCUCUUGAGAAAGACAGUAAGCAGCUCUGAUAUCAAUCAGGAAACAGCUGAAUACAUUAAACAGAAGAUCAUGGAGAAUCCCUCUCCAGAGAAAUCCAUCAACCUGUUCCACUGUCUGAAUGAACUGAAUGAUCGUUCACUAGAGCAGGAAGUCCAAACAUACCUAAGCAGAACAAGUUACUGUAGUCUUUCUGGAGUUGAACUUUCUGCUGCUCAGUGGUCGGCUCUAGUGUUUGUGCUGUUGAACUCAGAAGAAGAGCUGGAUGACUUUAUACUGUUGAAGUAUGAUGCAUCAGAAGAAUGUCUCCUGAGGCUUCUGCCAGUAAUCAAAGCAUCUAGAAAGGCUGAGUGA